GUGGUCACCUGUAUAAUGGUUUCUAUAACUUUCUUUUCGAUUGCAGGAUGGCUAACAUGUCGCCAGGUGCUAAACAUAAUGGUGAUCUUCGGGUUCAUGUUGAACUACGCGCUGCGGGUGAACUUCACCAUAGCGAUCGUGGUGAUGGUGAAGGCAGUCAAAAAUUUAACAGCGGGAACCGAUGACGAGGCACUGGCGCUCUUGGGCAACGGAACUUCAUUGGCCACGACAACGGAACAGAGCGUCAUUCCGGAGGAUGCAAAAUUCGAAUGGGAUGCUUACCAGCAGAACCUUAUGCUGGGAAGUUUCUUCUGGGGCUAUGUUCUGACGGAACUUCCUGGUGGACGUUUGGCUGAGGUUAUCGGAGGUCGUCGCGUGUUCGGAUACAGCAUGUUGUGUGCCAGUUUGCUGACGUUGCUGCUCCCGUUGGCUGCUUACACCGAUUACAUUGCCGUUGUAAUUCUACGAGCCGUGUUGGGUUUCUUCCUGGGAGCUUCUUGGCCAGCUAUCCAUCCACUGACCGCGGUUUGGAUUCCUCCGAUGGAUCGUUCCAAGUUUAUUGCUAACAUGAUGGCCUCUUCGUUGGGAGCCGCAGUGACUAUGCCUAUUUGUGGCUUCCUGCUGGACAAAGUCGGUUGGCAGUCAGUAUUUUAUGUAACCGGUGGAUUAGCUCUGGUGUGGUCAAUCAUUUGGUUCUUGGUAGUGUUCGAAACGCCUGCUGAGCAUCCACGCAUCUCGGCUGAGGAACGCAACGAAAUCGAAAGUGCCAUCGGUGCCAGCGUCAAGGCUAAGAAACCCACCUACGUUCCCUGGAAGUCGAUCUUCACUUCGCCACCAGUUUGGGCCAUUGUACUCACCCAUGGUGCUUCAGUAUUUGGUUUCUUCACAGUUGUGAACCAGCUGCCAACAUACAUGAAGUACAUUCUCAACUUCAACAUCAAAGAGAACGGUUUGCUCUCUUCGCUGCCAUAUCUAGGAAAAUACGUGAUGGCUGUUAUGUCUUCCCAUCUGGCCGAUCAUUUGCGCAAACAAGGCACUCUGUCGACCACAGCUGCUCGUAAGAUUUUCACCGCUUUCGCUGUUAUGACUCCCGGUUUCCUGAUGAUCGUUCAGGUGUACAUGGGCGAGAGUCGGGCUUGGGCCGUUUCGAUUUUCACACUGGCGCUGUUCCUGAACGGUGCAGUCACCGCUGGCUAUCUCGGCAAUGGUUUGGACAUUGCACCCAAUUUCUCGGGAACAAUUUUCGGCAUGGCCAAUACUCUGUCUUCCUUUGGCGGUUUCGUUUCGGCUUACAUGGUUGGCGUUUUGACCAACGAAAACCAAAGCUACGGCCAGUGGCAGAUCGUGUUCUGGAUUCUCGCCAUCGUUUACAUUGUUGGUUCGUCUGCGUAUCUGCUCAUGGGCACCGGUGAGCUGCAGGCCUGGAACAAUCCCCCGGAGAAGGGUGAUCACCGUGAGACUGAGGAAGGUGUACCAUUGAACCAACAACCAGCGAUCGCCAGCAAAUAAAUCUCAAUCAUUAUCCAACGGAAUGAAAGAAACGAGCAGAAUGGGAACCACGUGGAAUUCACUUGUUUCUUCAAAAAAGACGGUAGCUCGCGCGUGGAAAGAUCGCAUCACCUCCACAUGACGAUUACUUAUAACCGAUACUUAGUUGUUUUCCUGAGAAUCACACCUGUUGCUGCCAACUUUUUGGUAGAAGCCUGGACUUAAUUUUUUAAUGUGUUUUAUGUUUUUACGCGUAACAGCUUUCGAGUUGUACUAGAGCAAGUGAUUUGUAAGUUUUAUACAAGCAAAAAGUAAUCCUUAGUUAAGAUUUCAAAUAGAAAUGGUUUGCCUGAUUUGCUGUAGCAUUUAAUAAUUUAUUUUUUUAAGGUUUGUACGUUAUAGAAAGCAAAUCGACAGAUAGUAUUUUAAAGUCUUUUGGUAUGCUGUCUUUAAACAAAGCGAAAAAGAAAGUUAUUGGAGAUGUCUAAAUGUCCAGUUGUACAACUCACCGGUACGUAAAUUCACUCCAAAUGAAGGGACAAUAAUACUAGCCAAACCCACUAAAAGUUGUAGAUAUCCUCAUCACUAGCGAUUCAGGAUUCGAUCACUCAACAACACUGUUACAGAUUUUCAUGUUUUAGUGAAAACAUUUUUGUUUGAUUCGAAAAAAAAAAACAA
Messenger RNA from Uranotaenia lowii, 2166 nucleotides. Its product is annotated as sialin. The record is from RefSeq and is a predicted model, not a curated record. Gene Ontology annotation, molecular function: transmembrane transporter activity. The transcript has 4 exons. Bases 16 to 1509 code for a protein of 497 amino acids. Gene Ontology annotation, cellular component: plasma membrane. NCBI's taxonomy places the organism in Eukaryota, Metazoa, Arthropoda, Insecta, Diptera, Culicidae. Gene Ontology annotation, biological process: monoatomic anion transport; transmembrane transport.